UAGGUUAGUUUAGGUUGACGUUUGGAGGUUAUAAUAAAUAUUUUUUACUUGUAAAUACCGGUAAAUUACAAAAUUGAAGGAGAUAAUGUUGUUUUAUUCGUUUUUCAAGUCUCUUGUUGGGAAAGAUGUUGUAGUUGAAUUAAAGAAUGACUUAAGUAUUUGUGGCACCCUACAUUCUGUGGACCAGUAUUUAAAUAUUAAAUUAACAGACAUAAAUGUAACUGAUACAGAAAAAUACCCUCACAUGCUUUCAGUUAAAAAUUGUUUUAUACGUGGCUCAGUUGUAAGAUAUGUACAAUUACCAGCUGAUGAAGUGGACACCCAAUUGUUACAAGAUGCAGCACGAAAAGAAGCAGCAGUACCUACAAGAUAAAUAUAAGACCAAAGUGUAUUUGAUAAGAUAUUCUCCUAUUUUCUAAUAAAGUGUACUAAAAAGAA
Molecule: messenger RNA, 438 nt
Organism: Agrilus planipennis (emerald ash borer)
Lineage: Eukaryota; Metazoa; Arthropoda; Insecta; Coleoptera; Buprestidae
Product: U6 snRNA-associated Sm-like protein LSm2
Exons: 4
Coding region: 86-373 (95 amino acids)
Biological process (GO): mRNA splicing, via spliceosome
Cellular component (GO): U4/U6 x U5 tri-snRNP complex; precatalytic spliceosome; Lsm1-7-Pat1 complex
Molecular function (GO): RNA binding
Source: RefSeq, a predicted model, not a curated record